Messenger RNA from Clonostachys solani, 1218 nucleotides. The record is from the annotation of a GenBank genome assembly. NCBI's taxonomy places the organism in Eukaryota, Fungi, Ascomycota, Sordariomycetes, Hypocreales, Bionectriaceae.
AUGAGGCGCCUCCUCGAAACGCUCCGUAGCCUCGGUAACAAGUCCGCACCGGGGCAGGCUCACCCGCCUCCUCCUCCACCACCGCCUCUCCUGCCUACCGACCGCCCACGCCCCAACACACCGCCAGAUCCCUCCACGCCUGGACAGGUCGAUCGUCUCGGAACUUUGUCUCGCCUACCGGCUGAGAUAUGCCGGCAGAUUCUCACCGCAGCAUUCGGCGGGCGAGAGCUCCAUCUGGACCUGCGCCUCGUUCCCCGCCACUGGCGCCCUCUGCACGGCCGGACUGGUGAGUCCGCGCAUGGCCGCGGCUCGGCGCCCUGGAGCGGGAUCACGCCCAAGUUCAAUCCCCAGGACGAGCGCGAGUGGCGGUGGUACGGCUGCGUUUGUCACCGGCAGAUACCUUGGCGCCGUCCUCACUCCCACAGCUGGCCACACCACGACGCUUGUCUGGUUGGCGAGGCAAACUUGUGCUCAGUCUAUCCACCGCCUCCUGGCAUGCCGGCGGGCAGCUGCGACUAUAUAAUCGGGGCGCUCGGCUGGCUGCGCACGUGUCGGCAGGCCUACGUGGAGGGAAUCUCGGUGCUCUACGGCUCCAACGUGUUCAUCCUGGAGAGUCAGGAACUUCUCGAUCUCUUGCUCGACCCGGCCGAGGUCAGUCGGGGGCACGUAGUCCUGCCCCAGCACCUGGCCCUGAUAAAGUCCCUGGAGGUGCGUAUAGACACCAUGCUCUUCCAGAGGCCGGGCCAGGACUACAGUGGCGGAUACAGGCCGAAUUGGAACGGGCGGCGGUCUCUGCCACACUUGGGUGGGUUAAAGGCCGCGUUCCCCCGUCUGCACUUCCUCGUCAUCUCUUUUACGGAAUACCUGUACGACGACGGCGCAACCCGCCCGGCAGCUCGGCUGCUCGAGCUCAAGAACGUGCUGCUCGAGCCCUUGGCCGAAGCGCUCGCCCCGUUCGCGUCGACCCAGAAACAGCCUUUCGUAGUUGAGCUGCCGAUUGGCGUCUUCAGCGACCUUGUUGAUUUCAGCGGCUUUGCAAGGGAGGUGCGCGAACACCGCUUUGCUGAAGGGUGGGCAUGGCUGCGAUACCCGAUACGAUGCAGCGACAAGGAGUUGUUCUAUUACAUCAAGCAGGGCACGGAGAGUGGUCUGUACUGGGAUCAUCAGGACAGACCUCGGACCUAUGGAGAUACCUGGGGUCACCUCGUUCUCAGCUGA